Molecule: messenger RNA, 3644 nt
Organism: Tarenaya hassleriana
Lineage: Eukaryota; Viridiplantae; Streptophyta; Magnoliopsida; Brassicales; Cleomaceae
Product: guanylate-binding protein 3-like
Exons: 16
Molecular function (GO): GTP binding; GTPase activity
Source: RefSeq, a predicted model, not a curated record
UGUACCUCGCGUCCGAAGCCUCUUUGACGCGAAUCUCUCACAUCGCUCUUCUCUCUUUUUCUUUCCUCGGAAGUUUUUCGAGAUGAUGAGGAUUUUUGGCCGAGGAGGGAAGGAUUCUCCCUCCGGUUCGGCCUCUCCGUCGGCGGUAUCAUAUUCUUCGUCGUCUUCUGCCCCGGCGGUGCCGUCUUCUGCGGUGACGGGGCCGGCGAGGCCGAUCCGGCUCGUUUACUGUGAUGAGAAGGGGAAGUUUCGGAUGGAUCCUGAGGCCGUUGCUACACUGCAACUCGUCAAGGAGCCAAUUGGUGUUGUUUCUGUUUGUGGUCGAGCUCGACAGGGCAAGAGCUUCAUCUUGAAUCAGCUUCUUGGACGCAGCAGUGGAUUUCAAGUAGCAUCAACACACAAGCCUUGUACAAAGGGGCUUUGGCUGUGGAGUACUCCCCUGAGGAGAACAGCUCUUGAUGGAACUGAGUACAAUCUUUUGUUGUUAGAUAGUGAAGGGAUAGAUGCAUAUGACCAGACGGGUACAUAUAGCACCCAGAUAUUUUCGUUAGCAGUUCUUUUGUCUAGCAUGUUCAUAUACAAUCAGAUGGGAGGUAUUGAUGAAGCUGCACUCGAUCGUCUCUCUCUUGUCACUGAAAUGACAAAGCAUAUCCGUGUAAAAGCAUCUGGAGGCAAGAGUUCUGCCUCCGAGCUUGGACAGUUCUCCCCCAUCUUUGUCUGGCUCUUGAGGGACUUUUAUUUGGAUCUAGUGGAGGAUAACCAUAAGAUAACACCCCGUGAUUAUUUGGAACUUGCAUUACGGCCUGUUCAAGGUAGGGGGAAGGACAUUGCUGCUAAAAAUGAGAUCCGUGACUCCAUUCGGGCGCUAUUUCCAGAUCGAGAGUGUUUCACUCUUGUGAGACCUUUGAGUAACGAACGGGAGCUCCAGAGACUUGAUCAAAUUUCGCUGGACAAAUUGAGACCUGAAUUCAGAGCUGGCUUGGAUGCAUUGACGAAGUUUGUUUUUGAGAGGACAAGACCCAAGCAGGUUGGGCCAACUGUGAUGACAGGUCCUAUUCUUGUUGGUGUUACUCAGUCGUAUCUGGAUGCUUUGAAUAACGGGGCAGUGCCCACCAUAACCUCCUCCUGGCAGAGUGUUGAAGAGGCUGAGUGUCGAAGAGCUUAUGAUUCUGGUGCAGAAGCUUAUAUGUCUGCUUUUGACCAUUCAAAGCCUCCUGAGGAAGGUAUGCUGAGGGAAGCACAUGAAGAAGCAAUUCAAAAAGCCUUGGCUGUGUUUAAUGCUGGUGCUGUAGGGGCUGGUUCAGCACGGAAAAAAUAUGAGGAUCUCCUCCACAAGUUUUUCAAAAAGGCCUUUGAAGAUUAUAAAAGAAAUGCUUUCAUGGAGGCAGAUUUGCGAUGUAGAAGUACUAUCCAGAGCAUGGAAAAGCGGCUGAGAGCUGCUUGCCAUGCCUCUGAUGCCAGUAUAGAUAAUGUUGUUAAGGUAUUAGAAGCUCUUUUCUCAGAGUAUGAUGCAUCCUGUCAUGGCCCAGGAAAAUGGCAGAAACUUGCUGUUUUCUUGCAACAAAGCUUGGAAGGCCCAAUAUAUGAUCUCACCAAAAGGCUUAUAGAUAACAUUGCUUCAGAGAAGAGUUCCCUUGUGUUGAAAUGCCGUUCUAUUGAAGAUAAGAUGAAGCUACUUAGCAAGCAAUUGGAGGAUAGCGAGAAAUACAAAUCAGAGUACCAGAAGCGUUAUGAUGAUGCCAUCAAUGAUAAGAGGAAGCUGGCAGAUGAAUAUACAAACCGCAUAACUAAUCUGCAGGGUGAUAACAGUUCACUGAAGGAGCGAUGUUCUGCUCUGUUGAAAACCCUGGAUUCUGCCAAACAAGACAUUACAGAGUGGAAAAGAAAAUAUGACCAGAUUGUUUUGAAGCAGAAAGCGGUUGAAGAUCAGGUUAAUUCAGAAAUUGAAGUUCUCAGGUCACGCAGUACAUCAGCUGAAGCUAGGCUUGCUGCAGCUAGGGAACAGGCAAAGUCCGCUCAAGAGGAGACAGCUGAAUGGAAAAGGAAGUACGAGUUUGCUGUUAGAGAGGCGAAAUCUGCUCUGGAGAAAGCUGCCUCAGUGCAAGAGCGUUCAAGCAAGGAAACACAAUUGAGGGAAGAUUCUCUUAGGGAGGAAUUUAAUUGCACAUUGGUUGAAAAGGAAGAGGAAAUAAGGGAGAAGGCAACAAAACUUGAGCAAGCUGAGCAGACCUUGACCACUCUAAGACUAGAAUUGAAGGCAGCGGAGUCAAAGCUCAAAAGCUUUGAUGUAGAGACAUCAUCAUUGAAGCUAGAAAUUAGGGAGUUGGUUGAUAAGUUAGAAAGUGCAAACACCAAGGCUCUAUCAUACGAGCAAGAGGCUAAAAUAUUAGAACAGGAGAAAAUCCAUCUGGAGGAAAAGUACCGGUCUGAGUUCCAAAGAUUCGAUGAAGUCCAAGAGAGAUGUACACAUUCAACAUAUAUAUAUAAAAUUGCAUUUGAUAGCUUAGAUUAGAACGGAGCUCGGGCUGAAGCUGCCACUGCCCAGAAGGAGAAGAACGAGAUUCAGAAACUGGCAAUCGAAAGACUAGCCAAGAUCGAACGAGCUGAGAGGCAAAUGGAGAAUCUAAAGAGACAGAAAACUGAUCUGGAGGACGAGUUGGACAGACUACGUGUAUCCGAGAUGGACGCUGUCUCGAAAGUAGCUGUUCUUGAGGCGAGAGUUGAGGAACGAGAGAAAGAAAUCGAGUCAUUGUUGAAGACGAGUAAUGAGCAGAGGGCUCACAAUGUGAAGUCACUGGAGAAGCUAUUGGACGAAGAAAGGAAGGCACAUAUAGCUGCGAAUAGAAGAGCCGAAGGUCUUUCACUCGAGCUGCAAGCUGCACAGGCGAACCUUGAUCAGCUUCAACAAGAACUUGCACAAGCGAGGUUGAAAGAAUCGGCAUUAGACAACAAAAUCAGGGCGUCGGCUUCAACACGUGGCAAGCGGACAAGAACAGAGGAAUAUGAUGACGUUGAGAUGGUUGGUGUCGGAUCAGAAAUGGAAAGUAGCGAAAGAAUCAUUAGGUCAAUUAAAAAAACCCGAACGAUCAUCAAUACCACGACCCAGACAGGGGAGGAUGGUGAAGAGGACAACCAAAGCCAGCAGCAAAACAAUGGUGAAGAGGAGGAUUACAAGAAGUUCACAGUGCAGAAACUGAAACAGGAACUGACAAAGCACGAUUUCGGGCAUUUGCUGCUGAACAGAGGUAACCUAAGCAAGAAAGAGAUCCUCGCUUUGUACGAAAAGCACGUUCUUCGGAAAUCUUGAGUUCCCGUACAGUAGUAUAUACGUAACAUGUCCUUUGAUAUACGAGUUUCGGUCGGUAGAGAUUUAGGAAAUGGAAUCUGAUUUAGGAAGCCAAGCCCCCCAGGCUUGGGUAUAAUAGUGUACCGGGUUUCAUGUGAGAGUGUCUCUUGUCUUUUCUUGGGUAUUGUGAUGAUGUGGCUUUUAAUGAUCUGGUUGGUUUUUGAUGUUUAUGUUUUCUGAGUUCGGACCUUUGGUUUUUUGUUUUCGUUCUGAGUGUUUUGUCAAAGCUAUUUGUUUGACAGUUCUAAUUGGACAAUGUAAUAUUAUAUUUGUUGACAUUGAUCUCUCUAUUGGCCUU